Oncorhynchus masou masou (cherry salmon) is the source of this 1707-nucleotide messenger RNA. Its product is annotated as solute carrier family 22 member 2-like. The transcript has 11 exons. The coding region runs from base 1 to 1707 and encodes 568 amino acids. Gene Ontology annotation, biological process: transmembrane transport. The record is from RefSeq and is a predicted model, not a curated record. Gene Ontology annotation, cellular component: membrane. NCBI's taxonomy places the organism in Eukaryota, Metazoa, Chordata, Actinopteri, Salmoniformes, Salmonidae.
AUGUACUCAUACACUUUUGAUGAUAUCCUAGAGGAGGCGGGCAAGUUCGGCCGAUCGCAGAAGCGUAUCUUUGCCCUGCUAUGCAUGGUCUCCAUGCCAUGGGCCGGUGUCUACGUAGGUAUUGUAUUCCAAGGGUUCACCCCAGAGCACUGGUGCCGAGACUCAGGGGUGAGUCAGAUCCGGAAGAGCUGUGGCUGGAACCUGAUGGACACUAGAAAGAUCACGGUCCCGGUGGUCAACACCUCAGGAGUGUUGGUCCACAGCCAGUGUGAGCAGUAUGAACUGGACUGGAAUGCUACGGGUCUGACAUGUGACAACCCAGAGUCUGACCUCACUGACGCCCUUCGCAGCAAAGCUCCCAUGACCUCCUGCAAGGAAGGAUGGGAGUAUGACUACAAGGGGAGACAGUCCUUUGUGACAGAGUUUGACCUGGUGUGUGCUGAUGCCUGGGUGGUGGACAUGUACCAGGCUACACUCAAUGUGGGCUUCUUCAUAGGGAGCAUAGCCAUUGGAUACCUAGCUGACAGAUUUGGCAGAAAGGCGAGCUUCUUGGUGUCCAACCUCUUGAAUGGGAUUUUUGGAAUUCUUGUGGCAUGGUCUCCAAAUUGGGUAUCCAUGCUGGUCUUCCGAGCAUUAUAUGGCUUCGGUGUCAAGGGAGGCUGGGUGGCUGGAUAUGUUCUGAUCACUGAGCUGGUAGGAGUAGAGUACAGGAGGACUGUGGGAGUCGUCUACCAGAUGUUCUUCAGUGUUGGAAUUCUCAUCCUGCCCCUCAUCUCCUACUUCAUCACAGACUGGCGCUGGUUGCAGGUGGUCAUCACUGCACCUUAUAUCCUCUUCCUGUCCUACUACUGGUUUAUCCCGGAGUCUCCAAGAUGGCUUCUCUCUCAGCACAAUGCAAAGAAAGCUGUGGAGAUCACUGAGGCAAUAGCGAAAGAAAACAAGAAAACCCUCUCCAAGAACAUUGAGACGAUGAGAGACGACAAUGCCGAUACCUCAACCGCCUCGUUCAUGGACCUAAUCAGAACUCCAAAAAUGAGAAAACACACCUUCAUCCUUAGUUUCAACUGGUUCACUAGUGCUGUCGUCUACCAGGGUCUUAUCAUGCGUCUAGGAAUCCUGGGAGGAAAUGUCUACAUUGACUUUCUCAUCUCUGGUCUGGUGGAAUUCCCUGCUGCCUUCCUCAUCCUCUUUACCAUCGAUCGUAUCGGACGGCGUCUUCCCUUUGCCACAGCCAACAUUGUAGCUGGAGCUGCAUGCUUCAUUACUGCCAUGAUCCCCGAGACCAUGUUCUGGUUCAAAACAGCGGUGGCCUGCAUAGGCCGGUUGGGCAUCACCAUGGCUUUUGAGAUGGUGGUGUUUGUGAACACUGAAUUGUACCCUACGUUUGUCAGGAACCUGGGUGUGUCUGUGUGCUCCACUCUGUGUGACAUCGGAGGCAUCGUGGCCCCGUUCCUUCUCUACAGACUGGCUGCCAUCUGGCUGGAGCUGCCACUCAUCAUCUUUGGGGCCCUUGCGUUUCUGGCUGGAGCUUUGGUUUUGCUGUUGCCUGAGACCAGAGGUGUACCACUUCCUGACACCAUCGAUGACAUUGAGUUUCCAGAAAAAUGCGAAGAAAAAGCUCUGAGGAGUAAAGAGCUGAGGAGGAAAGAGAUGAUAAUGCUCUUACCCACCGCCACGAUGACCAACAAAGAACCCGAGACUGUCUGA